Penicilliopsis zonata CBS 506.65 is the source of this 2102-nucleotide messenger RNA. RefSeq lists its product as hypothetical. The record is from RefSeq and is a predicted model, not a curated record. Gene Ontology annotation, biological process: transmembrane transport; carbohydrate transport. Bases 322 to 2007 code for a protein of 561 amino acids. Gene Ontology annotation, molecular function: carbohydrate:proton symporter activity. Gene Ontology annotation, cellular component: membrane. Lineage: Eukaryota; Fungi; Ascomycota; Eurotiomycetes; Eurotiales; Aspergillaceae. The transcript has a single exon.
GGUCAUGGCAGCUGUUCUACCUUUUCUACCCUGUUCACAUCCUGGCCACUUUGAAAAUGUCCCUGUUCGACAGGACGCCCAAAUUCUAGCGAGAAUUGCUGCGAGAGUUCAGGCGACCACUCACAGCCACAAAUAACGAAAAACCGCACCAAUAGACAAAAGAUUAGGAUAUGCUGUGCUAUUUGGAGGACUUGACCUUCAAACCAUGGGGAAAGCGAUGGGAGGACGGACAUAUAAGGACGUCUCUACCCCCCUCGGUUGUUGUUUGAAGGUAAACUCAUCCUCUAACUACACACGAUCUUCCUGACUCAUCUUUGAAGUAUGGAUAGCAAGUCGACCAGCUAUGUCAAUGAUAAACUCGCCGUGCCCGCGCCAUCGCUGGGUGCCGACACAGUGGGGAUCGACGACGAACUGCUCCUGAGAAUGAUGGAGCAUAUCCCCGACUUUCGCGCAACCGUGCAAAAGGCUCAGCAUGCAACGCAGUUCGAACACAACCUUACCAACUGGGAGGCUAUCAAGCUGUAUCCCAAGGCUGUCUGCUUCUCCUUUAUCCUCUCGCUUGCGCUCGUCAUGGAGGGGUACGAUACCUCCUUGUUAGGGUCGUUUUACGCAUACCCAGCCUUUGCAGAGCGUUUCGGCGUACUGGCGUCCGACGGCACCUAUCAAGUGACCUCUAAGUGGCAGUCAGGCUUGCAAAAUGGUACGCAAGUUGGCCAAAUUCUGGGAUUGAUGGUGGCAGGAAUGAUAGCCGACCGGGUGGGCUACAAGAAGACAAUGCUGGGGGCAUUGAUCCUGUUGGUUGGCUGCAUCUUUGUGCUGUUUUUUGCCCAGAACAUUGGCAUGUUGUUUGCUGGGGAGGUGCUCUGUGGUCUGCCGUGGGGGGCUUUCCAGACGCUGACAACCACAUACGCUGCGGAGGUCAGUCCAGUGGUGCUACGGCCCUACCUGACAACCUAUGUCAAUCUAUGCUGGGUCACUGGCCAGAUGAUUGCAACAGGUGUUUUACGUGGUCUGCUCAGUGUCUCUGGUGAGUGGGCAUGGCGGAUUCCUUACGCCAUUCAAUGGGUUUGGCCUGUCCCAAUCAUAAUCGGGGUUCUUUUCGCACCGGAGUCUCCCUGGUGGCUUGUCAGAGAAGGACGACACGAUGAGGCUCGCAAGUCGCUCAAACGCCUCACUACCGCUCAUUAUCCCGACUUUGACCUUGAGGACACCGUUGCGAUGAUGGUUGUCACGGACGUACAAGAACGGCUCUCACGGCAAGGUGUCUCGUACUGGGACUGUUUUCGGGGAGUCAACCGUCGUCGAACCGAGAUCGUCUGCUGCGUGUGGAUGAUCCAAGUUUUCUGCGGUGUCUGGUACGGCGGAAACAUUGUUUAUUUCCUGCAACAAACCGGGUUCACCUCUGUCCAGUCCUUUGACUUUGGCCUCGGUACAAAUGCCAUCGGCUGGAUGGGCACCGUUUGCUCCUGGUUCGUGAUGCAAUAUUUUGGUCGCCGGACCCUCUACAUCACCGGCCUGGCAGUCAUGUUCUCCGCUUUGAUGAUCAUCGGCUUCAUGGGCAUUCCGUCCUCGAGCUCUGCAGGCAUCAGCUAUGCCUCUGCUGCGAUGAUGAUAAUUUUUGUCUUCACGUACGACAUCACGGUCGGACCUGUCUGUUACUGCCUUAUUUCCGAGAUUCCAUCAACCCGGCUGCGCAUCAAAAGCGCUAUCCUCGCCCGGAACUGCUACAACAUCGCCACCAUCAUCGCUAACUUCCUCAACCCACCGAUUCUGAACCCGACCGCAUGGAAUCUCAAGGGCAAGGGCGGGUUCAUCUGGGCGCCUUUCUGUUUGGCUUGUUUGAUCUGGUGCAUCUUUCGACUUCCUGAACCCAAGGGCCGCACUCCCCCGGAACUUGAUGUCCUCUUUGAACAAAGCGUGAGUGCAAGGAAGUUCUCAAAGAUGCACGUCGAUCCAUUCCGCUCAAACAAUUUCAUCAUCGCCUCGGGUUCCGCGGAGGAGCGUUAGUCUAGCAUUGGUUCCUGUUUGCAUAGCAACGGGAGAGCAGCAACAGCUAGUAGUAGUUAUCAUAUUGUAUGGAGAUGAUUCCCAAUUUAUAUGGC